AUGGGCCGCGAAGAUCAGGUCGAGGAACGUGAAGUUCUUGAUUCAAUUUUUCCAGAGGAGAUUACAGAUAUAUCCGAGACAGCAUAUAGAAUAUCGAUUACUCUCGAUGCCCCUGAAAAUGAUGUCGAAGAAGCAGAGCCGCCAGUCCUGAUACUAGAAGUUUCCUAUCCAGCAGAUUACCCCGAUGUGGCUCCCAACUUAGAACUAAGCGCCCCGCCUAAUGCCCCGAAGCACCCUCGUUUGGAUAUCCAAGAGGACCGCGACCGGCUCAUCGAAGCAUUGCAGCCAACAAUUGAAGAGAAUCUGGGCAUGGCUAUGGUCUUCUCCCUGGUGAGCAGCUUGAAGGAAAGCGCAGAGCUUCUCAUGUCGGAGCGCGCGAACGCCGUUCAAGCAGAGAAGGAGAUGGCCGCUGCCAAGGCCGAAGAGGAAGAAAACCGCAAGUUCCAGGGAACCCCCGUCACGCGAGAGACUUUCUUAGAGUGGAGCGAAAAAUUCAAGCAGGAGAUGGAGGAAGAAGAACAGAGGCAACGAGAAGUGAAGGAGGCGGAAGAGAAGAAAUUCAAGAAGCCCUCGGCGAAGGAAGAGAAGAAGCUGACGGGUAAACAAUUAUGGGAGAGAGGUCUGGCCGGGAAAGGUGACGAAGAUGAAGAAGAUGAUGAUGAGGCUCUUCCGGCAGCUGUGGACAAAGUCAAGAUAGCUGCAUGA
Penicilliopsis zonata CBS 506.65 is the source of this 705-nucleotide messenger RNA. RefSeq lists its product as hypothetical. Gene Ontology annotation, molecular function: protein binding. Lineage: Eukaryota; Fungi; Ascomycota; Eurotiomycetes; Eurotiales; Aspergillaceae. Bases 1 to 705 code for a protein of 234 amino acids. The transcript is spliced from 2 exons. Gene Ontology annotation, biological process: cytoplasmic translation. The record is from RefSeq and is a predicted model, not a curated record.